AUGGAUGAAGGAGGACAGUCAUCUGAUGCUAAUGUGCGACCGAAAUUCGUGCCGAAUACAAAGCGAACGUUUUGGAGUAGUCGAUUUUGGUAUAACUUAGUUUAUUACAAACGAAAGUUUAGAUAUCGUACGUCGACAACGGUUGUGAGUGCGAUUGCGUUAUACAUUAUUGGUUACAAUGUGUUGGUGAGGCAAUGGAAAGGUGCCGAUCAUCCGGUGAAUCGUUUCAACUGGCGUUUGAAAGAGAAACGCGGUGAAUUAGAUGAGGAUUUGUUGAGGAAGAAAGAUGUUGACUCGUCAAGCCAGUCACUCGCAUAUGCUGAGAGAUUAUGGUUAAUGAGGUAUACUGGCCCAAGAGCCCAAAUUUCUUGUUCUAGGCCGGUACUAGUAUAUGUUCCUCUAAAGAAACCGUUUGAUGAAUGGGUUCGUUAG
Anisakis simplex (herring worm) is the source of this 432-nucleotide messenger RNA. The record is from the annotation of a GenBank genome assembly. Lineage: Eukaryota; Metazoa; Nematoda; Chromadorea; Rhabditida; Anisakidae.